This is a messenger RNA of Lachnellula hyalina, 2151 nucleotides long. RefSeq names its product Iron-sulfur clusters transporter ATM1, mitochondrial (gene ATM1). The transcript is spliced from 2 exons. NCBI's taxonomy places the organism in Eukaryota, Fungi, Ascomycota, Leotiomycetes, Helotiales, Lachnaceae. Bases 1 to 2151 code for a protein of 716 amino acids. Gene Ontology annotation, molecular function: ATP hydrolysis activity; ATP binding; ABC-type transporter activity. Gene Ontology annotation, biological process: intracellular iron ion homeostasis; transmembrane transport. Gene Ontology annotation, cellular component: mitochondrial inner membrane. The record is from RefSeq and is a predicted model, not a curated record.
AUGAUUCUUCGGGGUAUGGCAAGAGCUUCUUGCUUCAGUGCAAGAGCCUCACUCCGACCGCAGCCGUGGAGCGCAUCCCGAGUUCGUUUCCGCGCUUUCACAAAUACAAGCACGCUCUACAAAGAUGAUUCCCAACGAACUACUAUUCAGAGCCAGGCUCUUAGACAGCCAAGGGCUGCAGACGAUAUACCGGGUACGAAACCAGAAACUGCUCGCAAGCCUGGGCCAGCGUCCCCGACCAAUACCCGGAAAGACCCAUUGGCUUUGGCGGACAAGACAAACCAAGAGCAGCGCAAGGCCGACUGGGCUAUCAUGAAGGAGAUGGCACAAUAUCUAUGGCCCAAGGACAGCCUGGGAACAAGAUUCAGAGUUGGACUUGCUGUGGCCCUGUUACUUGGUGCUAAAAUACUGAAUGUGCAGGUGCCAUUCUAUUUCAAGAGUAUUGUGGAUUCUAUGAAUAUCGACUUUGUAGCCGUGGGGGGCACUGCUACUACAGUCGCUGGUUCAAUGAUCUUGGCAUAUGGUCUCACCAGAAUUGGGGCUACGCUCUUUCAGGAAGCUAGGAAUGCUGUCUUUGCAAGUGUUGCCCAGAAGGCUAUUCGACGUGUGGCUUGCAACGUCUUUGAUCACUUGUUGCGGCUAGAUCUGAAUUUCCACCUUACCAAACAAACGGGUGGCUUGACAAGAGCUAUCGAUCGAGGAACCAAGGGCAUCAGCUUCCUCCUCACAUCUAUGGUUUUUCACGUUCUGCCUACGGCGCUAGAGAUCACCAUGGUCUGUGGAAUCCUAACUUACCAAUACGGUGCCAAAUUCGCGGCAAUCACUAGCUUGACAAUGGUUGCAUAUACAGCUUUCACAAUAUGGACAACAGCUUGGAGAACUAAGUUUCGAAGACAAGCCAACGCGGCAGACAACAAGGGGUCAACCGUUGCAGUUGACUCAUUGAUUAAUUACGAAGCCGUCAAGUAUUUCAACAAUGAAAAGUACGAAGUUGGCAGAUACGACCAAGCACUCAAAGCAUAUGAGAAAUCUUCCAUCAAGGUCGCUACUUCAUUGGCCUUUCUAAAUACGGGACAGAACUUGAUAUUUUCAAGUGCCCUAACAGCCAUGAUGUACCUUGCUGCAGAUGGUGUAGCUACUGGAACUUUGACUGUUGGUGACCUAGUCAUGGUCAACCAGCUCGUUUUCCAGCUCUCCCUCCCUCUCAACUUUCUGGGAUCCGUAUAUCGCGAAUUGCGACAGUCCCUUCUUGAUAUGGAGACCCUCUUUAGUCUUCAAAAGGUCAAUGUGGCUAUUAAGGAGGUUCCUAAUGCCAAACCACUACAACUUACAAAGGGUGGCGAGAUCAAAUUCGAGAAUGUAACCUUUGGAUACCACGCGGAUCGUCCAAUCCUGAAGAACCUCAGCCUUACUAUUCCUGCUGGCAAGAAGAUCGCGGUUGUGGGACCUAGCGGAUGUGGCAAGUCGACCAUCCUGCGCCUCCUUUUCCGCUUCUACGAUGUGCAGGAAGGUCGAAUUCUCAUUGAUGACCAGGAUAUACGAGAAGUGAGCUUAGAGUCGUUGAGAAAGGCUAUUGGUGUGGUUCCUCAGGAUACUCCUCUGUUCAACGACACCAUUGAGCACAACAUCCGUUACGGUGACAUGAAUGCACCACCGGAGAAAGUCCUCGCAGCAGCACAAAGGGCUAAGAUCCAUGACAUUGUGUCCGCAUUCCCAGAAGGUUACAAAACUAUGGUUGGAGAACGAGGUAUGAUGAUCUCUGGUGGGGAGAAACAGCGGCUGGCCGUCUCGAGAUUGAUCUUGAAGGAUCCUCCACUGCUAUUUUUCGAUGAGGCUACGUCAGCAUUAGAUACACACACUGAGCAAGCUCUCAUGGCAAACAUCAACAGCAUCCUUAAAGAGAAGGCGAGGACUAGUGUAUUUGUUGCACACCGAUUGCGAACAAUCUACGACAGCGACAAGAUCAUCGUACUAAAGGAGGGCCAUGUUGCACAGAGUGGUACCCAUCGGGAAUUAAUAGACACUGGUGGGGUAUACUCCGAGCUUUGGAGUGUACAAGAAACAUUAUUCGAUGAGGAGGGGGAGGAACGUGAAGUUAACAUUGAAGACGCUGAUGUAGUCGAGGAGAGGCAAGAUCGACCGACAACUUGA